CCUCUUUCGAUGCAGUCCUGAGAUCAAAGACAAGUGGCCACAGCUGCGGCAGUUGACGGAGGAUGAAAUGCGGAGCAGUCCGUACCUGCAGAAGUUGUCAGUACGGAUCCUGAGCGCGAUGGACCAUGUAGUAGACUCCCUGGAUGACCCAGACUAUCUGAUCCCUGAGCUUAAGAAGCUAGGACAGAUGCACGCUGACAUGACCAACCCCAUCAUACUGCCGGAAGAUCUCUGGGAAUCAUGA
Branchiostoma belcheri (Belcher's lancelet) is the source of this 244-nucleotide messenger RNA. RefSeq lists its product as uncharacterized. The record is from RefSeq and is a predicted model, not a curated record. The annotation marks the transcript as partial. The transcript is spliced from 3 exons. Gene Ontology annotation, molecular function: heme binding; oxygen binding. NCBI's taxonomy places the organism in Eukaryota, Metazoa, Chordata, Leptocardii, Amphioxiformes, Branchiostomatidae.